CCCAGCCCCUGGCCAAUCGCUGCUGGGAAAGAUCAAGUGUCACUAUAACAUGAGGGCAUAAGGCCGUGUGUGCACUGCCUGAGACGGUCCUGUCCACAGGGAGCUCCAGCCCUUCCUCCAGACUCGGCCACAGAAACAACCCACCACCAUGUCUGACGAGGAAGUUGAACAGGUGGAGGAACAGUGCGAGGAGGAAGAAGAAGCCCAGGAAGAAGAAGUCCAUGAGGAAGCUCCUGAACCAGAGGAGGUCCAAGAAGCCUCGCCGGCUUUUCUCUUGCAUGUAUGCUUAUGCCCAGAAGAAGCUGCAGAGGAAGAACGGGAGGAAGAGGAAGAGGAGAAGCCAAGACCCAAACUCACUGCGCCUAAGAUCCCAGAAGGGGAGAAAGUAGACUUCGAUGACAUCCAGAAGAAGCGCCAGAACAAGGACCUCAUGGAGCUACAGGCUCUCAUCGACAGCCACUUUGAGGCUCGGAAGAAAGAGGAAGAGGAGCUGAUUGCGCUCAAGGAGAGAAUCGAGAAGCGCCGAGCAGAGAGAGCUGAACAGCAGAGGAUCCGGGCGGAGAAGGAGCGGGAGCGCCAGAACAGACUGGCGGAGGAGAAAGCCCGGCGGGAGGAGGAAGAUGCUAAGAGGAGAGCUGAGGACGACCUCAAGAAGAAGAAGGCUCUGUCCUCCAUGGGUGCAACCUACAGCAGCUACCUGGCCAAGGCCGACCAGAAGAGAGGCAAGAAGCAGACAGCCCGGGAGAUGAAGAAGAAGAUUCUGGCUGAGAGGCGCAAGCCACUCAACAUCGACCAUCUCAGUGAAGACAAGCUGAGGGACAAGGCCAAGGAGCUGUGGGACACCCUGUACCAACUGGAGACCGAGAAGUUUGAGUUUGGGGAGAAGCUGAAACGCCAGAAAUACGACAUCAUGAACAUCCGGGCCAGAGUGGAGAUGCUGGCCAAGUUCAGCAAGAAGGCUGGGGCCGGGGCCAAGGGCAAAGUCGGCGGGCGCUGGAAGUAAAGCAGCUGGAAAGGCCCCCCGAGGCAGAGACCCUGGGCACGUGCAGCCCACAUGCUGGUGUCUGGCCCCCAGGCCUGGGGGCAGAGGGCCCACUCCAGAGAACCCCUCACAUCUCUGUCCUCAAUGUCCCUACCCCCUGGGGUCUGUGAAUAAAGCUAUAAGACUCCCCUCUA
Molecule: messenger RNA, 1176 nt
Organism: Rhinolophus ferrumequinum (greater horseshoe bat)
Lineage: Eukaryota; Metazoa; Chordata; Mammalia; Chiroptera; Rhinolophidae
Gene: TNNT3
Product: troponin T3, fast skeletal type
Exons: 18
Coding region: 149-1003 (284 amino acids)
Biological process (GO): muscle contraction; sarcomere organization; regulation of muscle contraction
Cellular component (GO): troponin complex
Molecular function (GO): troponin I binding; tropomyosin binding; troponin C binding
Source: RefSeq, a predicted model, not a curated record